This is a messenger RNA of Tripterygium wilfordii, 2535 nucleotides long. Its product is annotated as homeobox-leucine zipper protein PROTODERMAL FACTOR 2-like. Bases 294 to 2480 code for a protein of 728 amino acids. Gene Ontology annotation, molecular function: lipid binding; DNA binding; DNA-binding transcription factor activity, RNA polymerase II-specific. The record is from RefSeq and is a predicted model, not a curated record. The transcript is spliced from 12 exons. Gene Ontology annotation, biological process: regulation of DNA-templated transcription. NCBI's taxonomy places the organism in Eukaryota, Viridiplantae, Streptophyta, Magnoliopsida, Celastrales, Celastraceae.
CUCUCACCCUUGUUUCCCUUUCUUCUUCUCCUCCCUAUCCACCUCUUCAAAGCCCCCUCCCCCUCCCUCUAUCUUUUUUCGUCCUCCGUUUAAUUUCUUUCUCUCACCAAAAUUCCCUCUAAAACGUCCCUGAAAAAUAAGCACUUAUUUGCAGGAGUACCAGUGACGCCAAAACCUUCUACUCUCACAAGCUUAUGACUUCAAAUCAUCUGUUCAAGUUUCUUGCAAACCUGUAGAAGAGACAUACACAAAUAGAUUCAAAGUUUCCAAGGAAUAUAUAUUAAUUGCUCAAAAUGUUCCAACCAAACAUUUUUGAGGGUCAUGAUCACAUGUUCGAUAUGACCCCAAAAACCUCUGAGAGCGAAUUGGGGAGGAUGAGAGAUGAAGAUUACGAGAAUAGAUCAGGGACUGAAACCACCGAUGCUCCAUCCGGAGAUGAGCAAGAUCCUAGCGGCCACCGCGCUAAGAGGAAGCGCUACCAUCGCCACACGCAGCGCCAAAUCCAAGAAAUGGAAGCUUUCUUCAAGGAGUGUCCACACCCGGAUGAUAAACAAAGGAAGGAGCUAAGCCGAGAGCUAGGGUUAGAACCUUUACAAGUCAAAUUUUGGUUCCAAAACAAGCGCACACAAAUGAAGGCGCGAAUUGAACACCAUCAAAAUCAAAUUUUGAAGGCUGAGAACGAUAAGCUUUGUGCGGCCAACUCUAAGUACAAGGAAGCCUUAGGCAAUGCAACAUGCCCUAACUGUGGUGGACCUGCCACUAUUGGUGAAAUUUCCUUUGAUGAGCAGCAUUUGAGGAUCGAGAAUGCUCGUUUAAGAGAUGAGAUUGAUAGGAUAUCAAGCAUUGCUUCAAAGUAUGUUGGAAAGCCAUUAUCUUCAUUUUCCAACAUUUCCCAAUUGCCUUCCCCUUCGCUUGAUCUUGGGUUUGGCAACUUUGGGACUCAAUCGGGCUUGGUAGGUGAAAUGUAUGGAGCUGGUGAUCCCCUUAAAAUAAUGGCUGUGCAAACUGAGGCUGACAAGCAAGUGAUUGUUGAGCUUGCUAUUGCAGCAAUGGAGGAACUAAUGAGAAUUGCUCAGGCUGGAGAACCAUUGUGGAUUCCCAAUGAGAACAAUACCGAAGUGUUGAAUGAAGAUGAGUAUGUUAGAACUUUUCCAAGGGGAAUCGGGCCAAAACCGUUGGGAUUAAGAUCUGAAGCUUCGAGGGAGUCUGCGGUUGUUAUCAUGAAUCAUGUUAGCCUUGUUGAGAUGCUCAUGGAUGUGAACCAAUGGUCAAGUGUUUUCUGUGGUGUCUUAUCAAGAGCGUAUACCCUAGAAGUUCUAUCAAUAGGAGUGGCAGGGAACUACAAUGGAGCCUUGCAAGUGAUGACUGCUGAAUUCCAAGUUCCUUCACCUCUUGUUCCGACUCGAGAGUAUUAUUUUCUGAGGUACUCUAAACAACACCCCGAUGGUACUUGGGCAGUAGUUGAUGUUUCCUUGGACAGUUUACGCCCUAUUCCAAUGUCUGGGGGUCGAAGAAGGCCAUCAGGUUGUCUGAUCCAAGAAUUGCCAAAUGGUUACUCUAAGGUUAUUUGGGUUGAGCAUGUAGAAGUGGAUGAUAAAUCUGUUCAAAGUAUAUAUGAACCUCUAGUCAAUUCCGGUCUUGCAUUUGGAGCGAAACGCUGGCUGGCCACCUUAGAUCGACAAUGUGAACGCAUUGCAAGUUCACUUGCCAGCAACUUUCCUACAGAAGAUCUCUUGAUAACAAGUCCUGAAGGAAGAAAGAGUAUGUUGAAGCUUGCAGAAAGGAUGAUAAUGAGCUUUAGCAGUGGUGUUAGUGCUUCUACUGCACAUUCUUGGACAACAAUAUCAGCUACUGGUUCUGAUGAUGUAAGAGUCAUGACCAGAAAAAGUUUGGAUGAACCAGGCAGGCCUCCGGGUAUCGUGCUUUGCGCUGCAACUUCCUUCUGGAUUCCAGUUCCCCCCAAAAGAGUCUUUGAUUUCCUUAGAAACGAGAACUCGCGAAGUGAGUGGGAUAUUCUUUCAAAUGGCGGCCUAGUUGUAGAGAUGUCACACAUCGCCAAUGGUCGCGAUCCGGCCAAUUGUGUCUCCCUUCUUCGCGUUAAUAGUGCGAAUUCGAGCCAGAGCAACAUGCUGAUACUACAAGAGAGUUGCAGUGAUUCAAUAGGGUCAUAUGUAAUCUAUGCGCCAGUCGACAUUGUUUCGAUGGAUGUGGUCUUAGGCGGCGGGGAUCCAGAUUAUGUGGCACUCCUGCCAUCAGGUUUUGCAAUAUUUCCCGAUGGACCCGGAUUGAACAAUCAUGGAGGAAUUCUUGAUGAUGUUGGGAGUAAUGGAGGGUCUCUACUGACAGUGGCGUUUCAGAUCUUGGUUGAUUCAGUGCCAACUGCCAAACUGUCUCUUGGAUCAGUUGCAACAGUGAACAAUCUAAUUAAGUGCACAGUUGAAAGGAUCAAGGCUGCCGUCAUGUGUACUGACAAUGCAUGACUGGUGAAGAAGAAGAAUGGCAAGGAAGAUAUGGUGGUUUGCUUUUCAAAUACAG